Molecule: messenger RNA, 1329 nt
Organism: Oreochromis aureus
Lineage: Eukaryota; Metazoa; Chordata; Actinopteri; Cichliformes; Cichlidae
Gene: vma12
Product: transmembrane protein 199
Exons: 6
Coding region: 301-900 (199 amino acids)
Biological process (GO): vacuolar proton-transporting V-type ATPase complex assembly
Cellular component (GO): endomembrane system
Source: RefSeq, a predicted model, not a curated record
AUUUUCACAAUAAUAUAUAUAUUACUGAGGUUUUACAAAAAAAAGAAAGAAAGAAACGUAAAUAAAACGUCAGGAAGAUGGUCACGUGAGCGAUUACGUCAGCCUGUCACAAGACAAGCAAUAUGGCUGCGUACCAGGGUUUUUAUUUGUUUUUAGCAGAUGCUGGGUUUCGUUUUUAAACCGUAAAUUUCAGUAGAUAUAAAGUAAAGCCCGUGUUUAUAUUGAGGCCAGGUUUGACAGAAAACGUUAUUUAAAUAGCUGCUUCGAAAAAACUCGUUUAAUUUUUGGUGCAAUUGCAUCAUGGCUUCUGCAUUUGUGGUGGGGGAUAAAUUCAGAAAUAAAGUGACACAUUUACUGGCAAACUCGGAGUCAGCUCUUCCUCGAGCAUUGAGAGAAGAGCUGGAGGAGGUUCUUGAAAAACCGGAACCAACAAUCCUGCCAUUCAGUACAGCGAGGAAGAUCAAGAAAUAUCUUCAGGACAAAGGGCAUCCAUUCUACCUGCAUGAGUUGCUGGAGGAUAGCUCGCUUCACCUGCCUGAAAUCCUGAAGCCUCCAAGGAACCCUGAGCUGGUCGCCCGUCUUGAGAAGAUUAAAGCUAAACUAGCCAAUGAAGAAUACAAACGGAUCACAAGAAAUGUCAAUACUCAGGAAAUCAACCGCCAUGGCGUGCUGUCAGAUUUCAGACAGCAGGUGCGGUCAGUCAAAGCAGUUGUGGUCACCAUAUUCAACUUCCUGGUUACAAUAGUUGCUGCUUUUGCCUGUUCCUACAUGGGCAGUCAGUACUUGUUCACUGAGACUACAACGCGGGUGAUCUCAGCGGUGAUCGCCGCAUCGGUAGUUGGGCUUGCCGAGCUGUAUGUCCUGGUCCGGACCAUGGAGGGAGACCUAGGGGAACCAUAGCAGCUGUUACCUUUGGAAUCAACACCUUGUAUGCAGGAGUCUGUAAGGCAAACCUCUGGCAGCCGCAGCCAGGCCCAUGGUUCAGAGCAGAACGCUCACUCUGAAACCUCUGUGAUCCUUCUUUCUUUUUGAAUUGCUCCAGUAAUUAUUGAUGAAAAAUUAAAACAUCCUGAGAAUUUUUAAAUAGAAAUGGUUCCAAGCCCCAAAGUAUUUGUUCUUUGACAUUCUGCAUCCCUUUCUAGUGAAAUCAAAAUACUCAAAAUACUUUGUAUUUAUUUCCCAGGUUUUUGUUUUUACUCUAAAACUACAGUGCAGUUUUUUCCUCUCUGCUGUGUAAAAUGAAUGAUGAGGUUCUUUUCUGCUCUGAGAUGUAAUCAUAUUUCAUAAAUAUGAUUUUUAUCAAAUAAAUCAUCUAAAACAGUCCAUUCA